Messenger RNA from Rhododendron vialii, 1414 nucleotides. Its product is annotated as protein trichome birefringence-like 19. The record is from RefSeq and is a predicted model, not a curated record. Bases 40 to 1296 code for a protein of 418 amino acids. Lineage: Eukaryota; Viridiplantae; Streptophyta; Magnoliopsida; Ericales; Ericaceae. The transcript has 2 exons. Gene Ontology annotation, molecular function: O-acetyltransferase activity. Gene Ontology annotation, cellular component: Golgi apparatus.
GUAACUGAAAAGUUCUUUUUCCUUCACUAAUUUCUUCAAAUGAAGUUUAAUGACUACAGCAACUCAAAUAUGGUGAUCCUAUUCAUAUUAGCGUUGGCCCUUCUUGCCAUAAUUCCAAUCUAUGUGCACAAAACUUCACCCUCUCUCUCGCGGUCUUCGGAUAUCGAUAUCAACGUUUCAAUGCCACUGCAUCGAGAGGCCGACAGAUCCGACAUCCCCUUGCGCUUCCCCGCGAAAAACUCCGGUACUUCGACGAGAACAAAAUGUAACUUGUUUGAGGGAAAUUGGGUGCCUAAUUUGGACAUGCCGUAUUACACGAACGAGACUAAAUGCGUGAUUGACAAUAGACAAAAUUGCAUGAAAUUCGGAAGGCCGGAUAGCGAUUACAUGAAGUGGAGGUGGAAACCUACUGGGUGCGAGCUACCUCUGUUUGACGCAGCCAAGUUCUUGGAGCAUGUUAGAGGGAAGUCCAUGGCCUUCGUUGGGGACUCAGUUGCAAGGAACCAAAUGCAGUCGCUGAUUUGCCUAUUGACUAGUGUAAGACGUCCCCUGGAUGUAUCACACAUGAUGGAAGAACCAGCUGAACACUAUUUCUACUCUGAGUAUAAUUUCACAUUAGCCCUUAUAUGGUCCACUCAUUUGGUUGGAGCCAACUUAGCGCCCAAUCCUUACAACAAGAGCCCUGCAAACCUCACACUGGACCUACCCGAAUCGUCCUGGUGGCCCGAAAUCGAGGGGUACGAUUUCGUCAUCGUCUCGUCCGGACACUGGUUUUUGAAGCCGUUGCGGUUCUACGAAAAGGGAAAGUUUGUUGGGUGUCACAUUUGCCGAAAAGAACACGCCACGGAACUAAAUGUGUACUACGCUUAUAGAAUGGCUUUUCGCACCGUGUUCAGAAUGCUUUUAACCCUGCCUAAAUUUAAGGGCACGGUAUUUAUGAGGACGGUCACGGGGUCCCACGUGGAUCACGGAGGGGGUAGUUGGACCGAGGACGGAGAUUGCACGUGGACGAGGCCGUUCAGGAGGGAGGAAGCGAGGACGGAUGAGGUUAUUUCGGAGAUGUACUCGAUCCAAGUGGAGGAGUUUCGGGCUGCGGAGAGGGAAGGGAGGAAAAAAGGGUUGAAGUUUGGGCUGCUCGAUAUCAGCGAGGCGAUGUCGUUGAGGCCCGAUGGGCACCCGAACCGGUACGGGCAUUGGCCGCAUGAGAAGAUCCGGAGGCCCGACUGUCUCCACUGGUGCUUGCCCGGGCCGAUUGAUAUCUGGAAUGAAAUCUUGCUUCAUAUGAUGAUGAAUUAAUAUCAGGGUAUGGGAAGUCUAAAUGUGUCUCGGGAAGAUUAGGCGGUGUGUUUUCUCGAUUUAGGUUGACAAUAGUGAGUUUCCUAUUUUUAAUUUUUUUUUGUGCUCCCGAGCUUAG